This is a messenger RNA of Dalotia coriaria, 2752 nucleotides long. RefSeq names its product transcriptional repressor CTCF-like. Gene Ontology annotation, cellular component: nucleus. The transcript is spliced from 6 exons. The coding region runs from base 337 to 2358 and encodes 673 amino acids. Gene Ontology annotation, molecular function: DNA-binding transcription factor activity, RNA polymerase II-specific; RNA polymerase II transcription regulatory region sequence-specific DNA binding. The record is from RefSeq and is a predicted model, not a curated record. Lineage: Eukaryota; Metazoa; Arthropoda; Insecta; Coleoptera; Staphylinidae. Gene Ontology annotation, biological process: regulation of transcription by RNA polymerase II.
GGUUGUGCUGUACGCGAGAUUCAAGUAAAGCAGGCAAGCGAAGCGAACGAGCCUCCGGCAUCGCGCGUUGAGUCGUCGAACCGUCGCAUCACGUUGGUUCGGCAUCGCACGGCUAGCCUGCGCGUGUGUCGUGCGCAUUCGAGCCACCGCCGCCAGGUGUUCUGGCGUCGUUCGCGUCGCGCGCGCCUAGCAUUUCGACGCGGCAGCUACGAGCGCUACGAGGCGGCCGUCUCGUCGCAUACAGCCGCUGGCCUCGCCAUCUCUGAUUAUUUCGUACAGACGCUGCCAUAUUCGAUAACGCCCUCACGGUCAAUCUUGGAGUUAAAAGCCUCCAAGAUGACGACCCAAUUCACGACCACACAAAUUAAGUUGGAAGGCGUUGAGACGUCGGAAAACGUUACGGAGAUUCAGUCUUACUUGGAAGGAUUUCAGAAGGAGAUUGCUGGCGGAGAAGGCACUAUUCAAACAGUAACAGUUGAAGAGGCAGAUGGAGAAGCUGAGGAAGGUACUUACUUUGUUGAUCAGCAAGGUCACUACUAUUUCCAAGCAAAAGGUGAGGCAGAGCCUGUUAUGACAGUGGUGCCUGGCCUGGCUGAUGAUGAUAAUGGUGAAGAGUUCAUUAUCAAUCCAGCAAAUGUUGAAGAUGGUGAAAAUGAGCAAAGGAUUACUGUUGUACCUGCUGGUGCUGAUGGUGAUGGCACCAAUGAAUUAAGCUAUGUUUUAAUUGUUCAGCAACCUGAAGAUGAAAAAGGUGACCAGGGUGAAGACCAAGACAUGGCUGUGUAUGAUUUUGACGACGCGGAGGAUCCUGGUACCGCCGAGGAUGAAGAACCCGAAGAUGACAAGACGAAAAUCGUCAAAAUUUUUCCUAGAAAAUCGCAGGUGGUUGCUCAAGCUCACAUGUGCAACUACUGUAACUACACUAGCCCAAAGCGCUAUCUACUCUCGCGACACAUGAAAAGCCACUCCGAGGAGCGACCGCACAAAUGUCAAGUAUGCGAACGAGGAUUUAAAACGCUUGCGAGUUUGCAGAACCACGUGAACACGCACACCGGCACCAAGCCUCAUCUGUGCAAGUUCUGCGAUGCGGCUUUUACCACAUCCGGUGAACUCGUGCGGCAUGUACGCUAUCGGCACACGCAUGAAAAACCACACAAAUGUAACGAAUGCGACUAUGCGAGCGUGGAACUGUCCAAGUUGAAGAGACACAUUCGGUGCCACACUGGUGAGCGACCGUAUCAAUGCCCGCACUGCACAUAUGCCAGUCCGGACACGUUCAAGUUAAAGAGACAUCUUCGUAUUCACACCGGUGAAAAACCGUAUCAUUGUGAUCAAUGUGGAGCGAGGUUUACACAGAGUAAUAGUUUAAAAGCACAUAAACUUACACAUAAUGUUGGCGAUAAACCGGUAUUCCACUGUGAGUUAUGUCCAACAACCUGUGGCCGCAAGACCGACUUGCGCAUACACGUGCAAAAGCUGCACACAUCGGAUAAACCGCUUAAGUGUAAGCGAUGUGGCAAGUCAUUCCCGGACCGCUACAGCUACAAGCUGCAUAAUAAAUCCCACGAAGGUGAGAAGUGUUUCCGAUGUGAGCUGUGCCCAUAUGCCUCGAUUUCUGCGCGGCAUCUCGAGUCGCACAUGCUCAUCCAUACCGACCAGAAGCCAUACCAGUGUUCGCAGUGCGAUCAGUCCUUUAGGCAAAAGCAGUUGCUCAAACGCCACCAGAACCUCUAUCACAAUCCCAGCUACGUUCCGCCCGCGCCCAAGGAGAAAACACACGAAUGUCCUGAGUGUGGGCGCACUUUCCGACACAAGGGUAAUCUCAUUCGCCACAUGGCGAUACACGAUCCUGAAUCAUGCAUGCAAGAACGACAAUUAGCGCUGAAGAUGGGGCGCCAGAAGAAGAUUCAGAUAAUUGACGGACAACAGGUUGAGGUGAUCACUGGUUUAGAUACGGAUGAAGAGGAAGAAGAAGAAGACGAGGAGGAAGAGGAAGAAGAAGAGGAGGAGGACGAUAUGAUGGCUGUAGAUGCCAACGAUGGGCAGCAGUACGUCGUGCUCGAGGUGAUCCAACUUGCAGAUGGUGAGGAACAAACGAUGGUUGUUAGUGAGGGUCAGUCGGAAUUGCUGACUGAAGAAAUGCUGCAAGGACAAAGCUUAACCGAUCCGGAGGUGAUUAAAGCCAUUCAGAAUGCGAGAAGAAUCACAAAGACGGAAGUUAUGGAAGAAGACAAAAAGCUCGGAGUCGCGACUGACAUGGAGACUUGCUUUGGAUUUGAUGAAGAAGAAGAAGAGGAGGAGGAAGAGGACGAAGACUUGCAUGGCAAGGAAUCAAUCACGCUAUUGGGGAUGGACUGAACAUGAACUUGAACCAGAAUGAAUCAGAUUUGAUCAUUUUUAAACAUUUUUCUUAUUACCCUUAAUUUUAGUUUCUACCAACAGUUUCUCUUCUAUAAUAAUGUAUUUCAUGAUAAUUUCAUGUACAGUUGUUAGUAAAUAGUUGUUAAAAUGUUUUUGGAAUACGCGACGAAAUUCGUUCUAGACAAAAUUGGUACAAUCGAUAUUUUAUCAUGCCUUGGUUGCAUUAAUCUUGUUUAUAUGAUGUACUGCGAGUUAAUUGUGCAUCGCGAAUUAGUUAAUUGAUAAUGAUAAGAUAAAUUGUAAAUUUAUGAAGUAGAUGAUGUUGCUUUUAUUUUUAAAGCAACUUUCAGUUCUAAUUGCUAAUAAUUGAAUAAAUUAUUAUCACACGAAA